This is a messenger RNA of Ogataea philodendri, 990 nucleotides long. RefSeq lists its product as uncharacterized. The transcript has a single exon. Lineage: Eukaryota; Fungi; Ascomycota; Pichiomycetes; Pichiales; Pichiaceae. The record is from RefSeq and is a predicted model, not a curated record. The coding region runs from base 1 to 990 and encodes 329 amino acids.
AUGGCCCCUAUCAGGAAGACUCCCAAACGGCCGUCGGCACUGACCCGGAUCAAGAAACUCAAAGGACUUGAUCGGCCUGUGUUCAAUAAGAAUGACGCAAAGAAGUCCAAGGCGGCCAAAUCGAAAAAGACGGAGGAAAGAUCGCUGGUUAAGGACUCCCAGACUUUGUUUAGCGAUGAGGAGACCCCAGAACCAGAACAGCCACGGAAAAGAAAAGCUAGGGCUAAAAAAUCACAGCCACUUGCACCAAUAAGUGACGACAGCGAGCAGGACUCGGAAACCGAGCAGGAGGAGCCAAAGUCUAAACAGGAACUCAAUACGUAUACACAGCUGAUCUCCAAGAAGGUGAUCCGCAACAAGUGGUCCUCGCUGCAGCCCAAUGUGAGCGCGUACAUUGAUGCUAUAUUGGAAUUGUACGUUGAGCAGAGCAUUGCGCAGAUUACGUUCCGGAGCAACAGAGAGCGACUGGCGUUCAGAACGUUGGUGAAAGAUAGCAUAGUAAAGCCGUUGUCGAGGAAAAUGCGAGUUGCGCGGCUUCCGGGCGGGCUGCGCGAACGUCUUUUGGAUCAGGAGAGACUGGAUGGAGAGAAUGUGCGACUAGAGGCGAACCUAGGUGCCAAUCUCCGACAAUUGGAGGUUCUACGAGUGGAGGAGCAGAAAGAGCUCGCGUUCCUUAAAAACGAACAGCAGUAUUAUGAAGAUUACCAGAAAGCUGUGCAGAAACAGGAAUCGCUCAUGGAGGCACAGGCAGAGACGUUUGUCGAGUCGUUUGGAGACCUCCAGAUGCCAGAAAGCAGUGGCUACGAAGAUUUGAAUCUUGCCGAUAACGAUACACAAACGUACGACCCGGCAGCCGACCCCGAUAUCCAGAGAUCGAUGUCGGUGCUCAAUAAACACCUCGACUCGAUCUCCAACAACGUCGAACAGCUCGAGCCGUUGGUCGAAAUACUCGACAGAGUCAACAGCAUUCUCCAGCUAGUUGUUGGCUAA